This is a messenger RNA of Triticum urartu, 1083 nucleotides long. The record is from RefSeq and is a predicted model, not a curated record. Lineage: Eukaryota; Viridiplantae; Streptophyta; Magnoliopsida; Poales; Poaceae.
ACCCAUCACGUUGCAACUUUCAGAGGAACAUCCAAUGUCGCUGGCGGAGGAAAAUCAUCUGUCCAGCCGUGCUAUGCCGAGUUCGCCGGCGGAAGAAGAACACCCUUCGAGCCCUCCAUCGCCUGAGGCGGCUACACCAGAGAAAAUAGAUGACAUCGCUGAACUAAACAUUACAGAGGAUUUGGAUAACCGACCUUCAAAAAAAGCAAAAAAUGUCGAAUCAGGUGUUCUGGAGCCAUCACUAAUGUCGCCAACUAUAUCAGCAUCUACACCAAUUUCUGAAUGUUUUGAAUCCAUUGUGCUGGAAUCAGAUAAUCAGAUAGAUCAUGAUCAAUUGCCAUCUCCUCCAUCCCCAUCUAGCUCAACUCCUGUUUCAAAUAAAGAGAUCAAAGUUGAUGAGACAUAUGAUUAUCUCCCACAAGACUAUGCAUUGACCGACCAUGAUCUAUGUGCACAUAUAGCAAUAGAAUCAUCUUUACGUAAAGAAUUACUGGUUCAGAUAGAUGGAAGUUCUGUGAGACAAAAUCAAUUGAUGUGUCUGCUAGAUGAAAAAGAGUGGGUAAAUGAUGAUGUGAUCUAUGCAUAUAUAUAUAUAUAUAUAUAUAUGUUGUUUAAAGGACCAAAUUCAUGUACAGAAUGACAGUAAAGUAUAUUUUGAGAGUCCUUUUGUUACCUCACUAUUAAAACGGGAUGGUAACCUUGGCAUACAAGAAGAUAGUGCCUUUAUGACAAAGAUUGUCAAAAAAUAUAUGGAGCAUGACAUGAUAGAACUUCCAAUAAAUACCGGCAACACGCAUUGGUAUUUAGCUAUUGUGAAUACAAAAAAGCGUGAGAUCCAAGUACUGGACUCAUUGUGCUGGAAGUUUGAUCGAGAGGACCUUGCUAUUACGGAAAGUAUGGAUCCAAAGUUCAAAGCCAUAUCCAAUUAGCUUGUCUCUCAGAAAGCUACAAGGAAUGCUACAAGAUGAUUUACCCAUGGAUCGAGAUUGCUUUAAUUUGGUCGUACGGAAGAUUAUGUUUGAUGACAUCCAAACGGCACAAAAAACAAAACAAUUGAUAACAAAGCAUUAUGUUGACAUGAAA